GAAUUGCUCUUAGCUCUGCAAGUUGUCAGAUAGGAGAGGCACCUAGUCAAAUACCACCAGAAACCAACCCCUCCCUUGGUCCAGUGAGCAACCUUAUUCAGGUGCCUUCACAGAGGGUAACCUUCUGGGCAUGCCUGAUUGCUGCCUCUUACAGUAUAUAAACUGCCCCUCGAGGAACCAACCCAUAUUUGGCACCAAAGAGGCUAUUCCAGAAUGAAGGCUUUACUGGUCCUCCUGCUGGGAGCAGCCCUGUGCUUGGAAUCAGGUUCUUCUCUGCAGUGUUACAGCUGCACGUCACAGCUCAGCAACUCCAAAUGCCAGACAAAAGUGGAAUGCAAGGAGAACGAAGUGUGCAAGACGGAUGUGAUCAGGGUCGUAGGGCUCGUCAACAUCUUGAGCAAGGGCUGUGACUCAACCUGUGAACCAUUUCAUCAGGAAUUCCACGUCGGCAACAGGAAUAUCUCCUGCUGCAGCAGCGACCUCUGCAAUGUCAAUGCAGCGGGAAGCGUGAGGAGCAACUAUGGGAUGGCAGCAGGGAUGGCAGCCAGUGUGCUCUGGGUCUUCUUGAAGAGCAGAGGACUUCCAUGAGCACAGGAAGUCUUGGAGCAUCCUCUCUAAUGUCAGGAAUUGUAAGCAGGAGCAAUGUGGUGUGUUGGGCACACAGCAUCCUUGGAGCUGAUGGCAGACCUCUGCCAUAUGAUAGCUUUAUUACUACAGUUGCAUUGCUGUAGUGGCAACAGAGAAGACAAUAUGUGUGCCUGCUACCUGUGUAACACCUAAAAUAUACUUAUUCCUGAAUCAA
This is a messenger RNA of Melopsittacus undulatus (budgerigar), 802 nucleotides long. Its product is annotated as prostate stem cell antigen-like. The transcript is spliced from 3 exons. Bases 214 to 588 code for a protein of 124 amino acids. The record is from RefSeq and is a predicted model, not a curated record. NCBI's taxonomy places the organism in Eukaryota, Metazoa, Chordata, Aves, Psittaciformes, Psittaculidae. Gene Ontology annotation, cellular component: plasma membrane.